Molecule: messenger RNA, 4293 nt
Organism: Rhagoletis zephyria (snowberry fruit fly)
Lineage: Eukaryota; Metazoa; Arthropoda; Insecta; Diptera; Tephritidae
Source: RefSeq, a predicted model, not a curated record
UUUCAAUUACAGGUAGGGCAGUCGUUAAAUCUGCUCGACAGUCUCGACACAGCAUCCCGAUGCGAUGCUCUGCACUAUCUUUUGCGUACGCUGAAAUGCAAGUACCCUGAGUCUUGUGAACGGGUGACGAGAUCUGUUUUCCCGCAUUUCACCGAUGAGUUUGCCAGUUCUACAAAAUCGGCUCAAAAGAAACAAUUGCAGCUGCAGCUAUUGCUCACUGCCAAAAAGGAAGAGAUUAAAACGGAGGAUGAAGGCUCCACCGAUCUGAAUCAGAAUUUCGAGAAGAUCCUUUGCAAAGAGGAGCUCAUGUGCCUCGAUGAGGACGACGAAGAUGCGGACGAUGAUGCUGAAAUUGCCGUUAAUACUGAAGCGAAUGACGCCGACGCAGAGAAUCCGUCUUCCAAUAAUAGACCCUUGCACUACAACAGCGUGUGCGUUAACAAACGAGAUCCGCUGGAUCUAAUACCCUCGUCCAUUAUCGAUACGCGACACCUGACGAACGCAAAAUAUCGCGCCUCCUACCCGCAAACAAUUUUCGGCGGCGGCAGUGAAGGGGCCAGUGCACGUCUUGGUAGUGACGACAGCAAUAACAGUUGGGAUGUACUAGCGGUAUGUGAUCAAGCGAAAAGCUUAUCGCGUCUUCAUAGCAGAAACAAUAACCACAAUCAUUUUACGAGAUUGCUUAGCGAAGAGCUCGUGCCUAGCAGUGGAGUGCGAGGUAUUCGGCUUGUGAAAACCGAAGAUGACUACUUUUUCUACCCGGACAAUGAGUGGACCAUACACUAUCAUCACAGUACGGGUGAAUUUAGUGUGCGAGCCUACAAGAAGCUCUUUCGUUUUCGUCUACAAACCGCACUAUGUGAAGAGCAUAAGCCCUUUUUAAAGAAAUUCUAUAAGAAUUUUAUUGCCUCCGGUCAAUUGAUGGGGACGAGGCCUCCACCUCAUGUGCUACAAGCUCUGCGCGAGCAACGUCGGGAAGAGUGGCAACAACUUCAUCAGCGUAAAUUGGCCGCAGCCGCUGCUGCAGCUGUGGCGAAUGCACAGAGACCGCGUCUUUUGCCAGCGAUCAGCUUCGAUUCGGAGCAGGAGUCCGAAUCUGAGUCGCAAAUGUCAUCGGCAGUAGCUGCACAAGAUAUCUUGAAAUUCGAGGAGAUCAUUGACGAGGGUGUAGGCGCUGGACGUCUGAUGCAUGGCAUGGAAAUCGAGCCGGAUAUCGAAGAUGCUUUAGGCGGCGGCAGCAGUGCCAGCGGUAGUGGCCAUAGCAAUAGUAGCAAUGGCGUGGCUGGCAUAGAUUUGCGAACACUGGUUGCUACAACACCUGAAAGUGUGUUGACAAUGGCGACAACUACAAACAAUACGAACACAGCUUCUUUAGUGGGUGGUGAGAGCAUAGGAAGUGCAAGUUUGGGUGGUAUCAGCAACCAUUUACAACAUAACCAACAGCAGCAACAAGGAAACAAUAGCCUUGUGAUAAAUGGCCUUACAGCAAGCAAUAAUUUAAGUAACCUUAGCUACAACAGUCAGCAAUUAGCAAAUAUUGUUGGUGAUCUUCCAAGUUUGGCUCCUAAGGAGCAAAAACAGCAACAGUUGCAAAGCAUCAGUUUACAAAACGAACCGCGAGGUCGCCUAUCACAACAUCAACACCACCAAAACUUUUCCAAGCAAUAUUUGCAAGAGCAAACUGAUCAGCAGCUUCCGAGCUCCCUAGCUUUUCCGGCAUUUAACGAUGUAGCCCGUGAAAGUAUGACAAGUGCAGCCGGGAUGCCGACAUUGGAUAAUGGCAACAAUAGCAGUAUCACCAUUAACACCCACGGCAGCAAAAAUGGCCCGAUGCUUUUGGCAGGAAUAAAUAACAGUAGUAAUAGUAGUGGCAGUGUUGGUGACGCUGGCGGGGAUGCUUCGAUAAUAAAGCCAGUAUCCGAAAGUCUCCACAACAAUGUGUCGAGGGCGAAUCAGGCACACUUUCUUGCUCACCAGCAACAACAACAACUAGAGCAACAGAGGCUAAUAUUGCAUAAUCAAAAGCGAGAUGCUCCGCAACAGCAGCAGCAGCUACACACACAUCCCUUAACAUUAUUGGGUGGCAUGGCUGAGAACGCUCAACAACAGUUGCAGCAGCAACAGCAAGAGCAAUUGCAACUGCAGCAGCAGCGUAUGCAACAGCAGAACUCGGCAACCGCUGUAUUCAUAAACAGUAUUGACAACAUACUCGAGGGUAGCAAUUUGACCGGUGUGGCACAACAAAAGCAGUCACAGCAAAAUUUCCAUUCAGAGCUACUAACGCACUCGCCUACACUGCAGGAGCAGGGUUCACAGCAAGCUGCACUGUCGGCACACCUGCAAUUGCAGCAACAGCAACAUUUACAACGCACUAUGCCAAUGUUACAUGCGCCUACACUGCAGGAGCAGGGUUCACAGCAAGCUGCACUGUCGGCACACGUGCAAUUGCAGCAACAGCAACAUUUACAACGCACUAUGCCAAUGUUACAUACGCAUUCACAGCAUUCGAACGCACUGCAACAUCAGCAACACCUACAAUUACAACAGCAGCAAGAACAAAUCGCCAGUACAUCUUCCGGUUGUGCCGCAACUACUCCGCCAGCAGUAACAGCGGGUACCUCUAUGGCCAUGAAUAGUGCGCUCUCUGCAUGCGUAACACCAACCAGUGUAAUGGCUGGUGUUUCCGCAACCGCAUCCACUUCAGGUUCAAUUUCGUCGAACUCAUUAAAUGUUUCAUUAGGUUUGGAUGAGAAUGAUUUGUCACACGACGAUGAUGAUGAUAUGGACGAGCAUGAUUUGGACGAUAUAGAAUCGAAGCAGCAGCUUAUUGAUGGCGGUAGUAGCAGCAGUACUUCGCUGCAAGCACCACCUAUUAGUUUGGGGGUAGGUGGAGCAGGUGUUGCCGGUGCUGGUAUAAAGAAGGCGAAGCCUAGCUAUCAGUGCUUGCAGUGCCCCAAGUCGUAUCGUAAACGCAAAUCACUGUUGGACCACUAUAAGAUUCAUCCGGGUUUCUGCCAUGAUUGUGGACAACCGAAUGGUACAUCGCUGGAGGAAAUUAUUCAUCACAAUCGUACCAUACAUGCCAAGGAGUUUCCCUUCGUUUGUGACACAUGUGGCGAAUCUUAUUCACGUCGUCAACAAUUCCAUGCCCAUGUUGAAUCUCACAGCAAGAAAGAGUUCAAAACCUAUUCUUGCAUCGAAUGUGCACAGAAGUUUCCUCACAAGAAACUGCAUCAGCAACACUUGGAUACAACCGGCCACAAGGCAGACGGUGCUAUUUGUGAGGUUUGCGGGGCGGAUUUCCCUUCGAAGAAUGCCCUCUAUCAGCAUAUAAUACGUGUCCACAAAAAAGACAACUUUUUCGAGUGCCACAUUUGUCAGAAUCGCUUUACUUUGAAGGCGAACUUGGAGCGCCAUGUACAGCUGCACACGGAAGUGAAACGAACUUACGUUUGUGAUAUAUGCGGUUCAUCUUAUUUUACAUAUCCAGCACUAAAGGAUCACCACAGCAAUGCCCACACCGAUGCAUCGGAGUGUAAAUGUACUUUAUGCGGUAAACGUUUCGGCUCGGUGAAAUCACUUCAGCGACACUUGCCAUCACAUUCAGAGGAGAGGCCGCACUGCUGUUGUUACUGUGAUCAGACCUUCAAGUGGAAAACUCAUUUGGUGCGCCAUAAGCAAACCGUUCAUGGUAAUCAACCAUCGCCGAAGAAAGUAAGACGUUUCGCCAAGGAUGAAGAAAUGACACCAACGCCAGACAUGCCGGGCCCUCCACCCGCUAAAAUUGCGAAAAAAUCCAACGCGAGCAAAACAAAGCAGCAGCAACAGGCGAACCAACAGAAUCCGCAACAGCAGCAGCUACAAAGAGGUGUGAGUAGCGUAUCCACACCUCCGCCAUUAUCAACCACACCAGGCACAUUACAGCAGGAUUCGUUUAAUGCUUCAAUGAUUAGCAAUAGCAGUUCCCAAUCUUCAACUGCGUCAGCAUCGGCAUCACAGCAUUCGCUGUCAACCAAUGAAUCUCAACAAAAUUCCAUGUACACUCAAAGUUUCAACGCCGAAAAGUUGGUCGGACAUCAAGCACAGCAACAACAACAACAACCGCAACCAACAUUGUCUCAGCCACAGCCUCAACAUUGUAAUCCAGCUGUUGCAGCAGCGGCUCAUCACGCACAACAACAACAAAUUCAGCAACUUCAACAGCAAAGACCAACGCCGCCACCAGCACAGCAGCAGCAUCAACGUCGUACGCCUAAUACACCCAGAAAUACCACACCGGAUGGACUACCCUAA